Bacillus rossius redtenbacheri is the source of this 1708-nucleotide messenger RNA. RefSeq names its product protein extra-macrochaetae (gene emc). The coding region runs from base 87 to 530 and encodes 147 amino acids. Lineage: Eukaryota; Metazoa; Arthropoda; Insecta; Phasmatodea; Bacillidae. The record is from RefSeq and is a predicted model, not a curated record. Gene Ontology annotation, molecular function: protein dimerization activity; transcription regulator activity. Gene Ontology annotation, biological process: negative regulation of transcription by RNA polymerase II; cell differentiation; circadian regulation of gene expression. The transcript has 2 exons. Gene Ontology annotation, cellular component: nucleus; cytoplasm.
GGGAAGUGCGUCAAUCCGUGGCUAGCAGUCUGGGACUAAGGUUACGCGCAGUUCGGAAGCAGGUAGUCUCGUGCGCUCUCGCUGUGAUGAAGGCGGUGGCGACUGUGUGCGCCAGCACGGGCGCAAGCGUGGGCGGCGUGUCGAACGGGCGGGUGCAUCGGCAGCGGCGCGACGUCGAGAACGAGGAGAUUCAGAUGUACAUCUCCAAGCUGAAGGAGCUGGUGCCGUUCAUCCCGAAGAACCGCAAGAUCUCGAAGCUGGAGGUGAUCCAGUGCGUGAUCGACUACAUCUGCGACCUGCAGUACGCGCUGGAGACGCACCCGAGCGUGGCGUCUGUGGUGAGCAGCGCGAUGGCCACGCCCUCGCUGGCGGCCGCGAGACACGCCCCUUCCUGCUCGGCGCCGCGACAGCCCCUGGGCGUGCUGGCGCCCAACACGAUCCUGCCCUGCGCCAGCCCGGAGCUCGCGCCAGCGGCUUCCAGUCACGCGGAGAAGGCGACGCCCUCCGACAGCAGGCCGGUGUCGUGCUGAGCUCAGCGCCCCUGGCGGCGGGGAGCGACACCACGCCACUCCGUCGCGCGUGAACAGACCGUUGCACCUGUUCCUGACUUUCGUUGUCUUUUGUGUUAACUUCACUUAUGUUACGUGCGUGUACAGAUCUCAAGAGGAGGCUUGCGUGUACGAGGACAAGGGAGCAUACUUCACGGUGUGUCGCAUAAUCGUGGCACUUGACUGAAACCUUUGUUUACUCAAUGAGAACCAAUGCAAAGUACACUUUCUAGACUGUAAAUGUGGUGAUCUUUAUAAUGCAAGAUAUAUAUUUUUUUUGUUAUUUGAAACUUCUAAGGUUGAAAUAGGGACGCAGGGUAUAUUUCCUAAAGUUUAUUUAUAUUUUUCACGAUCAAACUGUUUGACCAUUCCUUCGGAUUAGUUUGUGUAUUUAUCUUGUCUGCCAUGAAUACUAUAUACUAUUGGUUUUUCUUCUCUGUGUACACGCACUUUUUUAAUCGGUACCUGUUUUCAGUUGUGACUGUGGAAUAUCGUGUAAACUAUUUGUGUUUCCAGUUCAAGUCCCAGAAUACUUUCUCCUGUGUGUUUGUUUGCACCAGUUUCAUUUGAGUGAAUGUGGUGUGCCUGUAAUUAAGAGCGAGAAUGUGGCUACAUGAGGCUACGUGUCUACGUGAGUGUGGCACCAUUCGGCAUAUUAAUUCUCAAUUAGUGUAUAGGGUGUGUUGAGAGUUUAGUGACUCUCAAUAUACUUUUGAUCUGUUUAAAUUACCAAGAAACAAGCAGCUUGGUUAGAAAUCUCACGUGAUAUAUUGAAUGAGUGUUUUAUUUAAAAUGCAAUUUGUGUUGUUACCUUCUGGGUACACAUAAAAAGAAUCCAGACUUAUUUGAUAGAUGCAUAUGAAUAUAAAUUGUGUUGUUGUUGCACAUAAAGAUGUGAAAUAGAAUUUUCACUGAAUAUUAUUGUUACUUGUGAAGAAGUAUUAGAUGUUAUGUUGUCUGUGAUGUUAAGUUCUUUAUUUUUUUAUUAUGUACAAAUGUAUAGAGUAUCUUAUAAAUGAAUUAUUACGAAAUUAUUAAUAUGUAUUUUUUUCUAUCUUGGCACACUGACAUUUAUUUGAAAAUAUUGUUGUGUAAAGUACUUUGUAUGUCGGAAAUUCUACGUAAACAAAAAUAUAUAAAAAUACAUAUUACAAAUUCAA